This is a messenger RNA of Penicillium atrosanguineum, 216 nucleotides long. RefSeq lists its product as uncharacterized. Lineage: Eukaryota; Fungi; Ascomycota; Eurotiomycetes; Eurotiales; Aspergillaceae. The transcript has a single exon. Bases 1 to 216 code for a protein of 71 amino acids. The record is from RefSeq and is a predicted model, not a curated record.
AUGGCCGUCCCGUCCCGAAAUAUCUUUUCUAUCUUUGACAUCAUUUUGACGGAUUCAACGGUCGAUGCGGCUCGCCGUGUUCUCCCCAACAGUCCGGUUUGCGUUCUGGAAGCCGAAUCUGUGAAGAUUGCAAACUGGUCUAGAUGCCGAACCCUGCAAAGCCUCGAGCGUGGCGGCAUCUCCGAGCCGGUCAGGUCCCGUUUCAGCCGCUAUUGA